AUGUAUCGAGAGGACUGUGGGAUUCUUUUCGAAGACCCCAUGUUGAACGAUCAACUGCUGUUCGAUUAUUCUCCCGCUGAAAGCCUUAUUAAUUUUGAGCUCCCGACGACCGCCGCCGAAGCCGAUGCGUGGCAGUUCAACGAUCUGGACUUCCACUGUGACGCCUUUGUAGGCGCUUUCAACGACAGUAGUAGAAGCAACUAUGGCCCCGAAGAAGGUUCAUCGGUUUUAUUUGAUUUUGCGGACUUGGACAAAAAUAUCAAUUUAGAUGCUUAUCUUUUGGACGCGUUGAAUAGUGAUAAAUGCUGUGACGAGCAACCCUGCGCGCCAGUUUCUCCCGUUAGUGGGGACUCGGAGCUGGGCAGGCUCUCCGUAUUAGGUAUCGACCUCGAAACUACAUAUCCCCAAGAUCUAGAAAGUAUAUACGACCACCAAAACAUUAGUGCCAAUACGGAGUCGACUGACCAGGAAGUGAAGGUCCAGUCUUGGGGGGAGCCUACGUACUGUCCGGAUUUAGGUGCGUUUCGGUGUCCAGUGCCGGAGUGCGGUAAACUAUAUGCGAAAGCGUCUCACGUUCGCGCGCAUUUGCGAAGACAUAGUGGUGAGAAGCCGUACAAAUGCACGUGGGGAGGGUGCAGUUGGCGAUUUGCGCGGUCCGACGAGCUCGCGCGGCAUCGACGAAGCCAUUCGGGCGACAAGCCCUACAGGUGCAGCGAAUGCAGCAAGAGAUUUGCACGCUCCGAUCAUCUGGCCAAACAUCGGCGCGUGCACGCGAGACGCGCCGCGGCCGCAGCGGUCGCCGCCAAACGCACUGCGACGCAUACGGCGCGAAGACGGCUAAUUUGA
Molecule: messenger RNA, 846 nt
Organism: Leptosia nina
Lineage: Eukaryota; Metazoa; Arthropoda; Insecta; Lepidoptera; Pieridae
Source: the annotation of a GenBank genome assembly